Messenger RNA from Myotis myotis, 2442 nucleotides. RefSeq names its product TATA-box binding protein (gene TBP). Gene Ontology annotation, molecular function: DNA binding; RNA polymerase II general transcription initiation factor activity. The transcript has 6 exons. Lineage: Eukaryota; Metazoa; Chordata; Mammalia; Chiroptera; Vespertilionidae. Gene Ontology annotation, biological process: DNA-templated transcription initiation. The record is from RefSeq and is a predicted model, not a curated record. The coding region runs from base 290 to 1126 and encodes 278 amino acids.
GGUGAAGCCGAGCUGGACUGGCGGAAGUGACGUUAUAAACCUGCGCCGGGAGCUCUGGAGGGUCGGCCAGGGUCGCCGCGGCGGGGGCCAGGGCCGCCGGCCGUUAGACGAGGCCUCCGCAGGUGGUGUUGGCGUCAGCCGUGGCCCCAGGGCAGCGUCUUGGUGUGAAGAGAACCGAGAGCUGCAGGAGUUGCUGUUAGGUUGCGCUGGGGAUGCUCCUGGGAGAGACCAGCUGCUGAGGCAGCGCCAGUGCAGAGGCUGUCGACUUGCCCAGAAGAAAGGGAUCGCCAUGGAUCAGAACAACAGCCUGCCGCCCUAUGCUCAGGGCCUGGCCUCCCCGCAGGGCGCCAUGACUCCUGGAAUCCCUAUCUUCAGUCCGAUGAUGCCGUAUGGCACAGGGCUGACUCCACAGCCCAUUCAGAACACCAACAGUCUGUCCAUUCUGGAGGAGCAGCAACGGCAGCAGCAGCAGCAGCAGCAGCAGCAGCAGCAGCAGCAGCAGCAGCAGCAGCAGGCAGCAGUGACGACAGUGACAGCCGCAGUGCAGCAGUCAGCGUCCCAGCAGGCUCCUCAGGGGGCCUCAGGACAGACACCACAGCUCUUCCACUCACAGACUCUUACCACUGCACCCUUGCCGGGCACCACACCCCUGUACCCCUCGCCCAUGACCCCCAUGACCCCCAUCACGCCUGCCACGCCAGCCUCUGAGAGCUCGGGGAUUGUGCCACAGCUGCAAAAUAUUGUAUCCACAGUGAAUCUGGGUUGUAAGCUUGACCUGAAGACCAUUGCACUUCGUGCCCGAAAUGCUGAAUAUAAUCCCAAGCGGUUUGCUGCGGUCAUCAUGAGAAUAAGGGAGCCCCGGACCACAGCCCUGAUCUUCAGUUCCGGGAAAAUGGUGUGCACGGGUGCUAAGAGGCCUGGCCCUGGCUGGUUGGCUCAGCUGGUUGGAGUGUCAUCUCGUACACGGAAAGGUGGCAGGUUCUGUUCCUGGUCAGAGCACAUACCUGGACUGCGAGUUCGAUCCCCGGUUGGGGCGUGUACAGGAGGCAACUCAUCAGUGUUUCUCUCUCACAUUGAUGUUUCACUCUCCCUUUCCCUUCCUACCUCUCUAAAAAUCAACUUUUAAAAAUCCAUAAAAAAAUAAAACUUAGGCAAGACUUUUGGACAUAUGUUACCAUUGCUUAUUUCCCUACAAUUCAGUUGCAUUUUAUGUGUUUUUGGUAAAAUAUUACAUCACAACUAUUAAGGAUUCCUUUAUGUAAAAAAUUUUAUAUAUAACACAAAUUCAUGCCCAAGGGGGAAAAAUCUGCCUAGGGAUGAGGAGAGAGCCGCAGACCCCCUUGGCUCUGGCAGUGACGUGGUGACAGGUGCCGCUGCCCUCGUGGGGAAUGGUGUUGAUUCUGACAGUCUGAGUUGUGCGCCUUCGUGUCAGAUGCUGUUGCCUGUGCUCUGCCUCAGUGUGCAGUGAGCCCCUCUGCGAAGGCCUUGACUAGUCUAAGCCUAACAGCCCACAGACUUGGUAGGAGACACAAGGAGGGGGAUUAAACAGAAGUGAAGUAAAUAAACUCCAAAAAUAAAAGGUGAUUGAUGCACUUGCAGGUGUUAAUGUAGAGAGGGGCUGUGGAGCUUUUGCUAAUUCUGAACUUGAAAGUCGUCUUUUAAGGAAGCCAUGGGUGUGGACAUUCUGGCUCUGGUCUCAAAGUGUUUUCGAAGGCGAGACAUGGGGUCUGCCCUGGCUCCACGUCCCUCUUCAUUUUGGCGUCUUUACCAGCUUGUUUUACUUGGGACGCGGCUGGGGAACGUGGGGUUUUCCAGUGGAUGCUCCAUGUGUUGCUUUCACCGCAGGCACGCUGUCUUGUACCUCACAAGGAGCAGUGGGUAUCUGUGUGGGUGACUUUUCUCAAGAUAAGAAGUCAUAAAUACAUUUAUUAUUAUUAAAGAAAAAAAAGGCACUGUGUGUACUGUUACUUUUUGUCAUUCCUGACCCUGUACCCGAGAGUCUUGUUUAGGAUGGUAUCGUUGCUCUCAUUCUCCGUGUUCUACAUAAGCUCUGCGUUCUGAGUCAGUUUUAUCCAACUGGUGAGUUAUAGAAAUGGACAUAAAAUAGGGGAGAACUAGUGUGUGCAUUCUUUAAGUACAAACCUCACCAGUAUUUUCUUAUCAAAAUGAAGCUUGUUCAUUUUCUCUCAGUAGGAAUUUGUGAGCUAAAACACAAAAGCAGUGGUCAUGAUGGUGACUGUAUGCGCACAUCUGUAAACCCCGGGGGCUGGCAGUAAUGGGGUGCAUUGGAAAGGUGAUCAUUUUGGUAGGCCUAGUUUCCUAAAUUUGUUUGUGUCUGCAUUUCUCUUUUCUUAUUGGGAAGGGGUGACCAGUUCAUACUUUGUAAAGUGACUCAUUUAAAUAACUAUUUUAGCUGGCUCUGAGUAUGAAUAGCUCACUUUU